This is a messenger RNA of Sesamum indicum (sesame), 4316 nucleotides long. RefSeq names its product protein B160 (gene B160). The record is from RefSeq and is a predicted model, not a curated record. Lineage: Eukaryota; Viridiplantae; Streptophyta; Magnoliopsida; Lamiales; Pedaliaceae. Gene Ontology annotation, cellular component: histone deacetylase complex; chromatin. Gene Ontology annotation, biological process: regulation of transcription by RNA polymerase II. Gene Ontology annotation, molecular function: histone H3K9 demethylase activity; transcription coregulator activity; chromatin DNA binding.
UCUUUCCCUUCUCACAGGAAUGAGAAUCUUGCAUUGAUCAGACAUGAAAUUCAGCUCCUGAUCAAUCAAGAAUCACAAGAUCAAGAAGAUUAUCCUCUACUUUUAUUUCCUACAUUGGGAAGAUAUGAUCUCAAGUGUAAUGUGGAAUGGUGCUGAUAUAGGAAGUAAGAAAUAGGCAACAGAUCAAAUUCAGGACAAAGUAACAACAGAGAUUGCAAAAAUCAGGCCCUCUUGAAAAAUACACAUUUUUCUUUCUUGGCUGUCGGAGUUUCUUGAGGGGCAUUGAAGAAAGGGUAUACGUAUACUGUGUGUGAUUGCACGUUUGUGUGUGUGUAUAGGUAUAGAUGUAGUUACAGGGAGGGAAUAUAGAGAUGAGGAGAGGAGUGUAUAUAUGUACAUAUAAAUUGAGAGUCAACAAUUAAAUAUAAGUGGGAGUGUCAUUAUAUUCCACCUGUGACUAUACUCUGAAGCGUCCUGUAGACCUCUUUUCCUAUCUCUAUAUCUUCUCGUCUCUCAAUAAAUACACACACACACACACAUAUACGUACAUACAUUUCUGAAACCCUAGAAUACUAUUGCGUCUCUUUUUCUCUUCCUCUCUCUUUAUUGUUUAGGGGGAUUUUUUAGCUCUCGUAGCGUUUGGUUUGAUUCUGAAAUUAUGGGGAAAAUGCGAGAGAAGGAUCCGCCGCCGGAGGAGUUUCGGUGCAAGCGAACCGACGGACGUCAAUGGAGGUGCAAACGUCGAGCGAUGGAUGGGAAGACGCUCUGCGAUAUUCACUAUCUUCAGGGGAAACACCGUCAGCACAAGAGGAAAGUUCCGGACUCGCUCAAGCUGGAGAGGAAGGUGACGAAGAAAAGGGCAAAUAAGAAUGGAGAGAAUAGUCGUAGGGUUUUGAAGGUGGCGAAAAUACCACUGGAGGUGGAGGAGAAGAGCCGGAGGAGAGAUGUCUCGGAGGCGUUGGAUGGGGCUCUCAAGAGGAUGAAGCUGAAGAGGGGAGACUUGCAGUUGGAAUUGAUCAGAGUUUUCCUGAAGAGGCAGGUGGAGAAGAAGAAGGAGAAAGACUUGAAGGAGAAAGACUUGAAGGAAAAUACGGUUGGGGAUGAGAUGAGACAGUUGCCUUAUGGAGUUAUGGCUAUUUCGCAAUCACCUUCAAGUUUGCAGAAUUUCCGCCAAAAUGAUGGUUUGGAUGUGAAACUAGGUGUGGAUUCCUGUGGUAAUUCGUUUAUUCAGAGGCAUUUUCGAUCAAAAAAUAUUGAACCACUCCCAAUUGGUACAAUGCAGGUUGUUCCAUUUGCGGAGAAUGUCAAGAGAAAGAAGAUAAAGAAAUGCCAUUGGUGCAGGGAAAGUAAAUGUCGUUGCUUGAUUAAGUGUUUGACUUGCAGGAAACGCUUCUUUUGCGUGGAUUGUAUUAAAGAGAGGUAUCUUGAAAAGCAAGAAGUGAAGGUGCAGUGCCCUCCCUGUCAUGGAACUUGUAGCUGUAAGCUCUGCAUGAAACAGCAACACAAGGCUAACAAUCAUAAGGAGUAUUAUAGAGGUGGAAGGAAGCUUGAUAGGAUACGAUUGCUUCACUAUCUAAUCUACAUGCUUCUUCCCGUGCUGAAAAAGAUAAACCGUGAUCAUGGCCUCGAACUUUAUACAGAAUCUCAGGUAACAGGAAAAGAACAAUCUGAAAUCCAGAUUCCACAGACUAAAUUGAAAUUUCAUACAUCACAAUGCUGCAAUAAAUGCAAAACUUCAAUUGUGGACUACCAUAGGACCUGUGCAAACUGCUCGUAUUAUCUUUGCUUAGGUUGUUGCCAGGAGCUUUCUCAACAUAGCUUAUGUGGAAGUUUUAAGCUCAGAAGUUGCAAGAGAAGGAAAACCUAUUCAGCUGGUGAUGAGCUACUAACAAAGCAGAAAAUUUCAAGGCAAAAUUCUGUUGGGCUACCUUGUCGGUCCAUUAUCUCCUCACAAAACUGGGAAACUUGUGAAGAUGGCAGUAUCCCUUGCCCAUCAACAGAUAUUGGAGGUUGUGGUCAUAGCCUGCUUCAUUUAAGCAGUAUGUUUCCAUUUAACUGGACUAGUGACCUGGAAGUUAGAGCUGAAGAAAUAUUGUGCAGCUAUCACUUUCCAGAAACUACAGAUGUUUCUUCAUGCUGCUCUCUGUGCAACAAUAUCAGCACUCAUGAUGGUGAAGUUAAGCCUCGGGGAGUUCCGUAUAGGAGAAUAGGUUUCAAAGGAAUCUAUCUGUAUUCACCUACUAUAAAGGAUCUUCAUCAGGAAACUCUAGAGCAUUUCCAGAAUCACUGGGGUAGGGGCCACCCUGUAAUAGUCAGAAAUGUGCUUCAGCGCACCACGAGUUUGUCCUGGGAUCCUAUUAUCAUGUUUUGCUCAUAUAUUGAGAAUAAAAGCUCUGGAUCCUGGAAUGAAGAUGGCAAGAAAGAUACAAAUGUCUUGGAUUGGUGUGAGGUAGAAAUUGACCGGAGGCAAAUAUUCAUGGGGUCGCUAGAGAAGAGAACACAUGCAAGCGUGCAACAAAAAUUUCUAAAAUUCAAGGCCUGGCUUUCUUCCUGUUUAUUUCAAAAGCAGUUUCCUCUCCAUUAUAAUGAGAUCUUAAGUUCUUUACCACUUCCAGAGUACAUCAAUCCAGUAUCUGGCAUUCUGAAUGUGGGUGUGAAGUUGCCGAAGGAAUUUCCAAAGCCUGAUUUAGGUCCCUGUAUCUAUUUCUCAUAUGGCGGUCCGGAGGAACUUAUGCAUGCUGAUUAUUUGUCAAAACUGUGUUAUGAAUCACAUGAUAAGGUUAAUAUUCUCGCUUAUGCGACAGAUGCACCAAUUUCACAAGAGCAGAUUAAUAAAAUUGAAAAGUUAAUGAAGAAGUACAGGGCUCAAGAGCGCCAUCAUGGGCAGUCAUUUAGUAAUUCUAGUGAUCAGAAAGGCAAAUCAUCUUUGCAGAGUGAAGACACUGGUGAAUCAAGCUUGCAGGAAAUUGGAGAAAAGAUACACCUGCCCAAUGGAAUUGAAAAUGUACCGUUUUACUCCGAUGAACCCCUUAAAGUUCACAAACAGGAUGUUGAACAUGGGAUUUUAUCGGAUGAAAGUGACUCUGAUGCUGAGGCGUCAUUUCAUUUCAGUGGAAGUAUUGAAAAGUCUGAAGAUUCUGAUGAGUAUUUUCAAGGGGAGGAUACAGAAAGCUCUUGUUCCAGUGACGAUAAGCAAGGGACGGAUUCUUGUGGUGCCCAGUGGGACAUUUUUCCCAGAGAAGAUGUACCUAAACUUCUCGAAUACCUUAGGAGACACUCUAAUGAGCUCAGCUCUGCCUGCAGCCACUCAAAGCAUGUUCAUCCCAUUCUUGAUCAGAAGUUUUUCCUUGAUGCAUAUCACAAAUUGAGACUUAAAGAGGAGUUUGAUAUUCAACCAUGGACUUUUGAGCAAUAUACUGGGGAAGCUAUCUUAAAUCAGAAAAAUUAAGUCUUGCGUCAAUGUUGUUUUGGACUUCAUCUCACCAGAAAAUGCUACUCGCUGCAUCCAAUUGAAAGAUGAAAUUCGUCUUCUUCCUAUGCGACACAAAGCCAAAGGAAAAGUGAUGGAGGUGGAGAAAAUGGCUCUCCACGGUAUCAGUGCAGCAAUUCAAGAUAUAUGCAACCUCACGCCUUUGGAGCAGGAUGCAUGAGGAACUGAUGGAAACAUUUGCUAUUUAUGGAGACGAACACUAAGUCUUGUUCCAUUGGGUGGAUUAUGAUGUACUCAGAACCUUUAUCGCAUCCCCCUUGACUUAAACAUUUGCUGAAGCUCCAACACAUAUUAUGUUAGAGAGCAAAUGUUCUCUUUGACAUCUGCCGUUUCUGCUGUUCCCUACUGAUAUCAAAAAGACUAAUUCCUGUACCUCGAGUAAGAGAUGACAAUAUCUCCUACUUCCAAUGGUGAUUUGGCUGGCCGGUUACCUUUUCUUCAGGGUGGAAAACAUGGUAAAACCGAGGAGUCUCAAUUGGGUUUUCUAACUCGUGCAUGUACUAUUAUCACUAUUUUCAUUCUUGAUCCACAUUCAUUCAAAAUCGAAGUAGAUAAAUGAUUUACUAUGUAUAGACAUUUCACUGACACUAGUUUUGAUGCAGCUUAUAGUGCAAAAAAGCUGCAAAGCUGCAUUCUUGUACAUCUGUUAGGCAUGGCUAAAAAUAGAGGGAUUUAUGUAGUGGCUCCCAGCCUGUGCAACCUACUCCUGCAGUAGAGACAUAAUUCUUGUAAAGAAGAAAGGAGUAUGAGCAACAGCUAAAUUUGUAUAUUUCAUUCCAUUGAAUUCCUACACCGUAACAUGAUGAGUAGUGUUGUUUGUCUUUUA